AUUAAUAAUAAUUGUUAUGAUAUAUAUUUUAAUUUUUAACCUAUUGUACUUAAUAGUCUAACGUCAGUCUCUAAGCCCAAGGUACUUAUUAGUUAUUACUUAGGUGGAGCCUCACAGGAUGCAGACUAUGGUCCUUACUUAACACUUAUUAGUUAUUACUAGAUAUAAUAAUUAAUUGAUCUUUUUUGUGCUUCGUUUAACACUUCUUCACUUCUCAGGUCAAGUGACGAGACUCGAGAAUAACGUGAUCUAGUGAUUAUUGAAUAAGUCCUUAAGUUAUAACCAGGUUCUUUUAGUAAGUCUUGUUUCAUUCCUUUAAUGCUUGUUCGUGUUUUCUGUGUCUUAUCAACAUCGAUGGUGUAUCAUACAAAAUUUUAAAUAACGACAAGACCACCAAAAACAUGUUUUCUAGAAAAAUACUGUUUUUUAAAAACGUUAUACAGCCGUCAGUAAUCAGAACUUAUAGAAACGUAAAGGCAAAACCCGACAGAAAAUUCAAGAACAAUGAUGUCAAAGGUAACCCUGGAGGAAAUCGUAUGUUGGCCAUGGUUCUGGAUGGUGAAACUCCUGACAUAUCUAAUGUGACAUUAGAAGACAUUGAAGAUGGUGACAAUGAUAUGCUCAAUUCACAUUUGUUUUAUGAUCAGCACAUGAAGGAAAUUAAAAAGCAAAAACAAUUUAAAUCAUUUCAGAAUAUUAAACGAAAAUAUUUCAAAAAUAAUAUAGUGCAACCUAAUUUUUUAACAUACUUUGAAAAACAACAAAUAAAAACUUUACAUGAUAAAUCGCCUAAAGAAUGGAAUCCUCAAACGUUAUCAACAUGCUUUCCAGCAUCACCAGAAGUUAUUAUUAAAAUAUUGAAAUCUAAAUGGGUAUCAGAUGAAGGCCAAAAAAUAUUAAGGCAUGAUAAAUUAGUACAGCAAAAUUGGGAAAGUUUUCGUAACGGACUUUUUAAAGAUAUUUUAUCUGAUGAAUUAAAAAAUCACUUGGCAAAAUUUUCAGAUCGACGACCUACAUUAAUUACCCUAGAACAAGCUGAAGCUCAUAUUCCUAAACUAGCUGCAGAUUAUUUAAAACCCCGGGAAUUUGGACAAAUAAUAACUAGUUACCUUGGUGAACCUAAAAAUCCAAUUAAUGAACCAAUUCAAAUUGAAGCUAAAGAUAAACCAAACAUUGAGAUGAUUUAUGAAAACGACACAAAAACUAAAAGUAGGAAUAGACAUUUUACAUUAGAUGAAUUUAAAAAUGAUUCACGAGAAGAAGACUCUUUUUCAUUUUAUACUACACCACAAAUAUUGUCGACAAAUAACAAAAGUGUAGAUGUAGAAAAAGUUGAAGCUAGUUUACAAGAGAAUACAAGAAUUAUUUCACGCAAAGAAGUUUCUAAUUAUAUUGAUACAAUAAAUGAUUAUCCACUUGCUAUUCGAAUACCCAAAAGAGUUUGGAAAGAAGGAUAUGUAUAUAGAGUUAAUGAUUGUUUUUAUGAUGAUAAUGGAGACUUUUUAUAUAGAGUUCCUGGUUUAGUUAAAGAUGAAGAUGGACAACAAGAGCAAUAAUAAUAUUUCAUUGAUUUGAUUUAUAAUUAUGUUUUUAAUAUUGAUAUAAAUAUAUAUUUA
This is a messenger RNA of Melanaphis sacchari, 1616 nucleotides long. RefSeq lists its product as uncharacterized. The transcript has 4 exons. The record is from RefSeq and is a predicted model, not a curated record. NCBI's taxonomy places the organism in Eukaryota, Metazoa, Arthropoda, Insecta, Hemiptera, Aphididae. The coding region runs from base 402 to 1556 and encodes 384 amino acids. Gene Ontology annotation, cellular component: nucleus.